GGACGGUGGCCCGGCAGUGAGAACCUGCGGAAAGACCCCAGGGGGCUAGGAGAUUUGGGGGUUGCGGGUCGUUCGGGAUUGCUAGGAAGCCUCGUGACUGGGGCCAUGGGGACUCCUCUUGGGGCUGUGGCACUGCUGGUGGCGGAGAGGAAACAAUGGCGACAUCUGCCGGGCCUGCUGCUGUCGGGGAGAUGGAUUUGGAGACAAAGAACUAUGAAAUAUUCAUCAACUGGAAGAAGCAAUAUUACCAAGGUCCUUAUUGCAAACAGAGGAGAAAUUGCUUGCAGAGUGAUGCGAACAGCUAGGAAAAUGGGCGUGCAGUCAGUGGCUGUCUACAGCGAGGCAGACCGGAACUCCAUGCAUGUGGAGAUGGCAGAUGAAGCAUACUGCAUUGGUCCAGCUGCCUCACAACAGAGUUAUCUUUCCAUGGAAAAAAUCAUUCAAGUGGCCAAGGCUUCAGCAUCACAGGCUAUUCAUCCAGGGUAUGGUUUCCUCUCAGAAAACACUGAGUUUGCAGAGUUGUGUAAGCAAGAGGGAAUCAUUUUCAUAGGGCCCCCUUCAUCUGCCAUCAGAGAUAUGGGAAUUAAGAGCACCUCCAAGGCAAUCAUGUCUGCUGCUGGGGUUCCAAUUGUUGAAGGUUAUCAUGGGGAAGAUCAGUCAGACCAACGCCUGAAGGAACAUGCAAGAAGAAUUGGCUACCCCAUCAUGAUUAAGGCGGUUCGCGGCGGAGGUGGAAAAGGCAUGAGGAUAGCGAGAUCAGAAGGAGAGUUUCAAGAGCAGUUAGAAUCAGCCAGGAGAGAAGCCAGGAAGUCUUUCAACGAUGACGCUAUGCUGCUAGAGAAGUUUGUGGACACCCCGAGGCAUGUGGAAGUCCAAGUAUUUGGUGACCAACACGGCAACGCUGUGUACUUGUUUGAGAGAGACUGCAGUGUACAGAGAAGACACCAGAAAAUCAUUGAGGAGGCCCCAGGGCCUGGAAUUGAUCCCGAAACAAGAAGGAAGCUUGGGGAAGCCGCUGUGAAAGCUGCGAAGGCCGUCAAUUAUGUGGGUGCAGGCACUGUGGAGUUCAUCAUGGACUCAAACCACAACUUCUACUUCAUGGAGAUGAACACGCGGCUGCAGGUGGAGCAUCCUGUGACUGAGAUGAUCACGGGCACCGACCUGGUGGAAUGGCAGCUCCGGAUUGCUGCAGGAGAGAAGCUCCCUUUGAGUCAGAAAGAAAUCAGACUGAAAGGACAUGCCUUUGAAGCGAGAAUAUAUGCCGAAGACCCUCAGAAUAAUUUCAUGCCUGGGGCGGGACCCCUUGUGCACUUAUCCACACCGCCACCAGAGCCGAGUCUUAGGAUCGAAACGGGAGUGAGGCAAGGGGACGAAGUGUCCGUGCACUAUGACCCCAUGAUUGCGAAGCUCGUUGUCUGGGCUGCCGACCGCCAAGCAGCGUUGAAGAAGCUUCGGUACGGCCUUCGGCAGUACAACAUCACAGGACUGCACACCAACAUCGACUUCUUGCUGAGUCUUUCCAGACACCCCGAGUUUGAAGCUGGCAACGUGCAUACAGACUUUAUCCCGCAACACUACCAGGACUUGCUGCCCCCUCCAAGGGCCACGGCCAGAGAGGUCUUGUGUCAGGCUGCCCUGGGACUCCUCCUGCGGGAGAAAGGGGCGACCGGCGCUUUCAGGGACCAGACGGAGGAUCGGUUCUCACCUUUUGCGUCAGGGAGUGGCAGAAGAGUAAAUCUGUCUUACGUCAGAAACAUGACUCUCGAGGACGGGAAAAACAAGGUGGCCAUCGCUGUGAAGUACAACCGAGACGGAUCCUACAGCAUGCAGAUUGAAGAUAAAACUUUCGAAGUCCUCGGUGAUCUUUGUAACGAGGGAGGCUGCACAUACCUGAAAUGUUCUGUUAAUGGUGUCGUUAGUAAACCUAAGCUGAUUAUCUCCGAGAACACCAUUUACCUAUUUUCUGCGGAAGGGAGCGCCCAGAUCGGCAUCCCGGUGCCCAAAUAUUUAUCUGCAGCAAGAACUGAAGGCGGACAGGGGAGCACCCUGGCCCCCAUGACGGGGACAAUUGAGAAGAUUUUUGUGAAAGCUGGAGACAAAGUAAAGACUGGAGACAUCCUCAUGGUCAUGAUAGCCAUGAAAAUGGAGCACGCCAUCAAGGCCCCCAGGGACGGCACGGUCAAGAAAGUGUUGUUCCGAGAAGGUGCGCAGGCCAACAGACACGCCUCCUUAAUUGAGUUUGUGGAAGAAGACUCGGAGGAGCCGGCUCCAAACUGAGUCUGCCGGACCCUGAGUGCAAGCUUGGCCCUGCGCCCGCACAACGUGCCUUCCUGGCUCUCCCGGAGCCGCGACCUGCAGCACUUUUGUAUUCGCCGCCAUCUUGGCUUCCGUUACUCUUUCCUACUGGAAAUCAGGGACUUGGAGCCCAUCACUAUUUGCUGUCAGAAAGAUUUUAAGUUAAUAAAAAUUAAACGGAUUUUGUACAACCAGAAAGAGAAA
Messenger RNA from Antechinus flavipes (yellow-footed antechinus), 2499 nucleotides. It is a transcript of the gene MCCC1, whose product is annotated as methylcrotonyl-CoA carboxylase subunit 1. The record is from RefSeq and is a predicted model, not a curated record. The transcript is spliced from 19 exons. Gene Ontology annotation, molecular function: ATP binding; methylcrotonoyl-CoA carboxylase activity; metal ion binding. The coding region runs from base 106 to 2277 and encodes 723 amino acids. Lineage: Eukaryota; Metazoa; Chordata; Mammalia; Dasyuromorphia; Dasyuridae. Gene Ontology annotation, cellular component: mitochondrion.